Pristis pectinata (smalltooth sawfish) is the source of this 5574-nucleotide messenger RNA. RefSeq names its product dual oxidase 2-like. Gene Ontology annotation, molecular function: peroxidase activity; calcium ion binding; heme binding. Gene Ontology annotation, biological process: defense response; superoxide anion generation; response to oxidative stress. NCBI's taxonomy places the organism in Eukaryota, Metazoa, Chordata, Chondrichthyes, Rhinopristiformes, Pristidae. The record is from RefSeq and is a predicted model, not a curated record. Gene Ontology annotation, cellular component: plasma membrane; NADPH oxidase complex. The transcript has 34 exons. The coding region runs from base 214 to 4818 and encodes 1534 amino acids.
GGUACCUGAAUGCAAUUCCUCCCACACCUUCCCACGUAACGGAGACCCUCCUCCCGCGGCUGAACAGUUUUAGCAGCUCUUCUCCGCGUCGGAGACGCGGGAGCCUGUUCCCUCAGGUGGGGCAACUCAGCGCUGGAGGGUAAUUUGUAAUUGGAACUGAACAAUUCAGAAACACCUCUGACAAAGGUGAAGGAACUAGAUCUCGAAAAGAACAUGGCACAGACUUUCAUCUGGAAGCUGGUGAUCACAGGCUGGAUUCACCUCUACUGCCUAAUGCUUGUCAGUGCCCAAAACAAUAUCAACUGGGAAGUGCAGAGAUAUGACGGGUGGUACAACAAUCUCGCCUAUCAGAAACGAGGCUCAGCUGGUUCUCCCCUCAUGCGCCUUCUGCCUGCCAGAUAUGCUGAUGGCGUUUAUCAAGCUUUGGAAGAACCAGCAGUGCCAAAUGCACGGACCAUCAGUAAUAUAAUAGCCAAUGGAUCAUCAGGAUUGCAGUCUAUUAAGAAUAACACCGUACUGAGUGUUUUCUUUGGAUAUCAUGUGAUGAGUGAGAUUCUGGAUACAAGGUACCCAGCGUGUCCCCCUGAAUUCCUCGAUGUUCUCAUCCCACCUGGUGAUCCAGUCUUUGACCCCAAUGGUACGGAAAGUGUGAGGUUACUGUUUCGGCGAAAAGAAUGGGACAAGCAUUCAGGACACAGCCCCAACAAUCCCAGGAUACAGGUCAAUGAAGUGACUGCAUGGAUCGAUGGGAGCUCCAUUUACGGAUCUUCUCACUCUUGGUGUGAUGAAUUACGAAGUUUCUCUGAUGGUCGACUGGCUUCUGGUUCCGAUCCUAGGCUUCCCAAGCCAAGCACUGAAAAACUGCUGAUGUGGAAUCAUCCUGAUCCCUCCAGUGGUGACGUCGGGCUCCAAGGAUUUUAUGAUUCUGGAAAUCCAGGAGCCAAUGAAAACCCAUUCAUCAUGGCAGAGCAGAUCAUCUGGUUCUGGUAUCACAAUCACCUGGCCUCCCAGUUUAAAGCUGACAACCCCUCUUGGUCAGAUGAAGACAUAUUCCACCACACCAGAAAAUGGGUUAUUGCUACAUUCCAGAACAUUGCACUAUACGAGUGGUUACCCAAACACCUGGGACAAAAUUUAUCCAGUUACACAGGAUACAAGAAGUUUGUCGACCCUGGUAUCUCACCUGAGUUUCAGGUUGCCAUAUUGAAAUCAAUUGCUACCAUGGUACCACCUGGAGUGUACAUGAGGAACAAGACCUGUGCUUUCCGACAAGUUCGUAGCACCUCCAACAAAAUGUCUCCAGCUCUUCGUCUGUGUAACAACUUCUGGAACAGACAGAAGCCGAAUCUACAAACUGCUGCUGAUUUUGAGGAGCUAAUUUUUGGGAUGACAUCUCAAAUUGCUGAGAGAGAAGACAACAUUAUAGUGGAAGACCUGAGAGAUUAUAUGUAUGGACCGCUGAAGUUCUCUCGGUCUGACCUGGUGGCUCUCACUCUCCAACACGGGAGGGAUAAUGGUCUUCCAACAUAUAACACAGCAAGACAAGCCUAUCAGCUCCCAACAGUUAGCAGCUGGAGUGAAAUUAACCCCAACCUGAUGAACGAGAGCCAGGAGAUCUUCACUAGAUUGGCCAAAGAAUAUGGAGAAGACAUAUCCAAACUAGAGUUGUGGCCUGGAGGUCUGUUGGAGACCAGUGGUGGGGCGGAGGAGCUCUUCACUAAAAUCGUGAUUGAGCAGUUCCAGCGAAUACGGGAUGGAGACAGAUACUGGUUUGAGAAUCAGCAGAAUGGAUUAUUCACAGCCGAAGAAAUCAGUAAAAUUCAGAACACUACUUUUUUUGAUGUCCUGGUGAAUGCCUUAAACACAAAUGAAAAUGAGAUUCAGAAGGACGUCUUUGUCUUCAAAGCUGGGGACCCAUGCCAACAGCCAAGACAGUUGACCGUUUAUGACCUGGAACCUUGCACUGGUCCGAUCUCUUUGAACUAUUUCGAGGGCAGCGGAGCCCCUUUUGGGAUUAUCAUCGUGCUGCUCUGCUGUUUACCACUAGUGUGCCUGAUCCCUGCCUAUGCAGUAGCUUUUUAUCGUAAAACACAGUUCAAGAAACUACAAAAUAUGAACAGGCAGGAGUCUGUAAAAAAGAAGAAUGAAUCUGGAGCAGGAAUCAGAGCCUCCGAAUGGCAAGGACCCAACGAGUCACUUCGACAGGUGGACCUUUGCUUCGAUCCCAAUUAUUGCAUCAGGGUCCUGGACAGCAAGCGUUCCCCAAUCCGCAUCAUUAAUGUCACCAAGGACAUGCACGUUAUCAUAUCAAACAAUGAUCAAAGGGUUUUGCUGCUUAAGGUUCCCAAAGAGUAUGAUCUGGUGCUGUUGUUUGACACAGAAGAGGACCGUUAUGAUUUCAUUGAACAGCUGAGGGACAAUCUUUGUAAAAAUGGAGCCCACCUGCUCCUGACUGAGACAAGUCAGAGAACAAUCUUCAAAGAAGCGGUCACUAAACAGCAGCGAAGCCAAAUCUUAGAUACGUUUUUUCGGAGAGUGUUUGCACAGGUUCUGGAGAUCGACAGGUCGGAUGCUGGGGAUUUCAACACUGAGAUAUCAAGGAAGACAAAGGAGUCUCUGAACUGCGAGCUAACGCGGGUGGAGUUUGCUAAUGCUUUGGGAUUAAAGGAUAAUUCCAUGUUCGUUGAGCAGAUGUUCUCUCUAGCAGACAAAGAUGGAAAUGGUUACCUAUCCUUCAGAGAGUUCUUCGAUAUUUUGAUCAUAUUCAUGAAAGGGUCUCCUGAAGAGAAGUCUAAGAUCAUGUUCCAGAUGUAUGAUGUCGACGGAAAUGGAUUCCUAUUGAAAGAGGAAUUUUCUGUAUUGUUGAGGUCCUUCAUUGAGAUCGCCCACAACUGCUUAUCAAAAAUGCAGGCAGAUGAGAUCAUGAAUUCACUUUUCAAGGAAGCGGGAUUUCAAGACAAAGAUGAACUCACCUGGGAGGACUUCCAUUAUUUGUUCCGGGAUCAUGGAGAUGAAUUGCAGUUUGCUCAGCUCAAUGUGAAAGGUUUGGACAUCCGAGAUAAAGCCAGCAAGUUCCAGCGAGUUUCCUUCCUCAAAAACCCAUACAAGAACAUCCAGGAGACUCCAGUGGAACAGGUUGGACAGGAAUUCCGAAACAGAGACAGACAGAACAAGAAGUCUCCUUACCACCAUCCUAAACCCUUCACAGAAGCGAAGCGGGAGAAGUACAUCCGGAGCAAGAUGCAGCAGAAAAUUCAACAGUUCAAGCGUUUUAUCGAGAACUAUCGGCGGCACAUCGCUUGUGUUCUCAUCUUUUAUGGAAUCGCAGCCGGCGUUUUUGUGGAACGAGCCUACCAUUAUGCUCUUCAGGCAGAGACUACCGGGAUUCCCCAAGCCACGUACAUUGGUAUCAUUGUGUCUCGUGGAUCUGCAGCUAGUAUCUCCUUCAUGUACGCCUACAUCCUCCUUACGAUGUGUCGCAACCUCAUCACGUUCCUGCGAGAAACUUUCCUCAACCGAUACGUCCCCUUCGACGCAGCCGUGGAUUUUCAUCGCUGGAUUGCAAUGACGGCUGUUGCUCUCUCCAUUUUUCACAGUGCUGGGCACGGUGUGAACAUCUACGUUUUCUGUGUCAGUUCGCUCAGCAGCCUGGCCUGCCUCUUCCCCAGUGUGUUCAUCAAUGAUGGAUCAGAGCUUCCUCGGAAAUUUUACUGGUGGUUCUUUGAGACCAUUCCAGGAAUGAGUGGCAUUCUGCUCCUUGUCGUCCUGGCCAUCAUGUAUGUUUUUGCCUCCCGCCAAUUUCGUCGCAUGAGCUUUCAGGCAUUCUGGGUGACUCACCACCUCUACGUGAUCGUGUACAUUCUGAUUCUAAUCCACGGGAGUUCAAACCUGAUCCAGCAACAGACUUUCUACUUGUACUUCAUCGUACCAGCUCUCAUCUACCUGGGAGACAAACUCGUCAGCCUCAGCAGAAAGAAGAAGGAGGUGACGGUGGUGAAGGCGGAACUGCUGCCCUCAGGUGUGACUCAUCUUGAAUUUAAACGCCCUCAGGACUUUGAUUACAAGUCAGGUCAAUGGGUACGCAUCGCGUGUCUGUCACUAGGGACUGAUGAGUACCAUCCCUUCACCUUGACAUCAGCACCAAAUGAGGACACCCUCAGUCUCCACAUCAGGGCAGUGGGACCAUGGACGACAAAGUUACGAGAAACCUACUCGCCAGAGAACGUGGGAAGACUCGGCGGCAACCCAAAGAUCUAUCUGGAUGGACCUUUUGGGGAGGGACACCAAGAAUGGAACCAAUAUGAAGUGUCUGUCCUGGUUGGAGGUGGCAUUGGUGUAACACCAUUUUCGUCAAUUCUCAAAGAUCUCGUCUUCAAGUCGUCAAUCUUUAACAAGAUAGCCUGCAAGAAGGUGUACUUUAUCUGGGUGACACGGACUCAGCGGCAGUUUGAGUGGAUGGCGGACAUCAUUCGCGAGGUGGAGGAGAACGAUAAGAACGACCUUGUGUCUGUCCACAUCUACAUUACCCAGCUGGCUGAAAAGUUUGACCUCAGGACCACUAUGCUUUACAUCUGCGAGCGUCACUUUCAGAAAGUCUCAAACCGAAGCCUCUUCACUGGACUUCGUUCCAUCACACAUUUCGGGCGACCCCAGUUUGUCCCUUUCUUCAACUCACUGCAGGAGGUUCAUCCAGAGGUGGGCAAAAUUGGAGUCUUCAGCUGUGGGCCACCAGGACUGACCAAAAAUGUGGAGAAAGCUUGUCAACAGAUCAACAAGUGGGACCAGGCUCACUUUGUACAUCACUACGAGAACUUCUGAACCACAAGCCCUCAGCCCGAGGGCAAAAAUAUGCCGCAAUCUGUCUUGUAAAAAUUUAUUAAUUGUGCGUUUCACAGUAAUUUUCUGCAAUGUAUUUUAUUUGUCUUCACCUCCUCAUCUCUUGGCGUGUUGUAUGUGUCCUUUCUACAAUGGUACUGUCGAUGUAGGAUAUGACCUACUAACUCACCACUCUUGUUGUGAUUUCGGGACAAGAGGGAGCAGAAGAAUAAUCUGUAGUCUGAGGAGGUAUAGGAUUAAUAAACUAUAACUGUAUUGAUAUCGUAAAACGGAUGAGAAUUAUGGCUGCUCGAAAUACUGAUUUAAAAAGUGUCCUUCAGGCCAGAACAGCCACACCACUGCUUACCUGGGCUGGGUGCUGUGUGGUAAUUGCUGUGUCUGGAACUUAAUUGGAUUCCCAUUAUGCUUGACUAUGGAGAUGAUGGUCAAUCUUAACGGGAAAUGGGAAGGCUGUCUCAAACAAUAAAGGUGAUACCUGCCUUUGUCUCACCCGAUUGCAAAAUGAAUAGCUGAACCUGUGGUGUGAGGCUGCUCUUUGUUCAUCUGCAAUAGCCCUUUGUCCGUUUCCUGCUCAACCAAGAACUCUGGCACCUGACUCAUUAAAGUGUGCGUGACAAUACCUGUAUAAAUCUCUGUCUACCCCUUUGUACUGAGAGAACUCGGGAAGCAACUCUUAGUGAGUGCUGAAGAGAAUUCUCCUAGUGGGGCACUGCUAAUAAAGGUAUUUGAUCGAAUCGA